Molecule: messenger RNA, 1179 nt
Organism: Adineta ricciae
Lineage: Eukaryota; Metazoa; Rotifera; Eurotatoria; Adinetida; Adinetidae
Source: the annotation of a GenBank genome assembly
AUGAACGUUCCUUGUAGAUCGAAACUAGCUAGCAAACUGUCGUCCUCGAGUCAUCACCACACCGGUCGUGGUGUGUCACCAUCGAUAAAUGUCACUUCGAGUGGAUCAGGGACGAAUUAUGCGAUGCCGCCGUCAGCAUCAUCGAACUCAACACAUCAAUAUCUCUCUGCGAAGCGAUGUCAAAGUGCUCAAUCGUCCUUAUCAUCAUCAGCAGCUGAUCUACGAGAAUUGACAACGACACUCCAAGAACUGAACAGCCAUUUCAAGAAAAAUGUGAAACUUUUAGGAGAAAUUAAAGACAACAUUGUUAAAGUUUACGAAAAAAAAGAAGCACGACCAGUUGAUGAUACUUCUGGCGUACACAAACUAGAACGCGUGGCCGUAGAAUUGCGAGUAGUGUUCUUGAAAAUCGGUGAAAUCGAUACGUUGAAAGAACAGUUUCAAGCGGAAGCUUUCAUUCAAGCACGCUGGCAUGAGCCAACAUUGAAAGGAACGGACAUCGACUGCUUUGAUGCGAACAAGUUUUGGAAUCCACUGUUAUAUAUCGACAAUUCCGUUGGAGAUAUAAAAAAUGACGUUUGGCAUAAAGUUGUUUAUGAUGGCAUUGACAUACCGAUGAUUUACGAAAUGCGAAAAGUCAAAGGUGUCUUUCUAGAAAAUUUAGAAUUAAACGAUUUUCCAGUUGAUGUUCAAGAUCUGUCAAUUACAGUAUCGACGACAAGAACAGUCAAUGAAGUGUUGCUCACUGCAGAUACCCACCAAUUGAGUGCGAUUAAUACACAUGCCUUUAUUGAUCAGCAAGAAUGGCGUUUACAUGAACAUGUGGAAACAUCGACAAAAUUAUUGUCGAGUCCGUUUACACCAUCACAAAAUCAACAUCCAGCAUUUUCAGCAACCUGCCAUGCUGCACGUCGACCCGGUUAUUUCUAUUGGAAUGUUUAUUUUCUAAUCUUUUUUAUAACAGUAAUGGCAUUUGCCACGUUCAGUGUCACAUAUAAUCUUCCACAAAAUCGUCUUCAAUUGAGUUUCACACUUCUACUAACUGCAGUUACUUUCAAAUGGGUGGUUGUUCGAUGUUUACCAACGAUAUCGUACUUGACAACCUUAGAUAAAUAUGUUCUCUUGUCGAUGGUCAUGUUAUGUGUCGUGUGCGCCUGGCAUGCCAUCAUCGCUCAAUAA